AUGGCCCGCGAACUCUGCGAACUGGAGGAGGGAGCAGCCAGGGUGUUUGAUCCCAAAGACGAGGAGGGUUAUUCCGAGUACUUUCGCGAGCAUGGCUUCGUCGUAGUUCGUGACGUGCUAGAGCUCAAGCAAGUUCAGGCCACGAUCGAGGAGAUUUGGGCAAGCCCCAGCCUUCUAGGAGGGCGUGUGGACCCCGAAGAUCCAGACACGUGGAGCGAUGGCUGGCCAGUUGGAUGCCGGAACUUCUUGGACCCCUUAGAGCCUUGCUCGGAGGUUGAAACUUGGCGCAACCGCGUGAAUCCUGCCGUGAACCGCGUGUUCGACGUGCUCUGGGAGGGUUUGCCAGAACUCGAUAGCGACGAGGAAGGUGCCAGCGUGGAGGGAGGUAGCCUCGUCAUGUCCGUGGACCGCAUUGGCGUGAUGCGCCCCACCAAGUUGUGCAAAGCCACGACAGACGGGCAGAUGUGGGUGGAAAGGCCGGAGUGGAGAACGAGCCGGAACUGGCUGCACUGGGAUCAGAAUCCAUGGUCGUCCCCGGGAUUCACGGCCGUGCAAGGGCUGCUGUGCCUCGCAGGAAGCUCUGGCAGCUCUGGCGGCUUCGUAACUGUCCCGGGCUUUCAUCGAGAGUUCGCGCAAUGGAGCCAGCGGCAUCCGGCCGGCAGCAUUCCGAAGCGAUCAUCCACGAUGAUACCCUUUCCCGUUCCCGUUGAGGAUGAGAUGCAGGCCGAGUGGGUUGCAGAUAGCUUAAUUACGACUUUUUAA
Messenger RNA from Symbiodinium necroappetens, 762 nucleotides. The record is from the annotation of a GenBank genome assembly. Lineage: Eukaryota; Dinophyceae; Suessiales; Symbiodiniaceae.